Molecule: messenger RNA, 11194 nt
Organism: Haliaeetus leucocephalus (bald eagle)
Lineage: Eukaryota; Metazoa; Chordata; Aves; Accipitriformes; Accipitridae
Gene: ATM
Product: ATM serine/threonine kinase
Exons: 63
Coding region: 70-9279 (3069 amino acids)
Biological process (GO): DNA repair
Molecular function (GO): protein serine/threonine kinase activity; protein binding
Source: RefSeq, a predicted model, not a curated record
CCCCGGCCGGCUCCCGCUGCUCCGCCACGCCGCUCGGAGAUGCAAAUGAGUCUUCUGUUAAACUGAACCAUGAGUCUUGCAUUACAUGAUCUGCUCAUUUGUUGUCGUCGCCUUGAAAAUGAGAAAGCUGUGGAGCGAAGGAAAGAAAUUGAAAAUUUCAAGCGGCUUCUCCGUGAUUCUGAAACAGUUCUCCAGCUGGACCGGAAUUCUGAUUCUAAACAAGGAAAGCAACUCAACUGGGAUGCUGUAUUUAGUGUCUUGCAGAAAUAUUUCCAGAAAGAAAUGAAAAACCUGCAACUGACAAAACCAAAUGCGUCUGCUUCGACCCAAACUACCAGACAGAAAAAGAUGCAAGAAGUUGGAAGUUUGGUCAAAUAUUUCAUCAGAUGUGCUAAUAGAAGAGGACCCAGACUGAAAUGUCAGGAACUUCUGAUUUAUGUCCUGGAAAUUAUAAGAGAUCCAACAAGUUGUGCUGCUUACGGAUCUGACUGUAGUAGUAUACUCCUGAAAGAUAUCCUCUCAGUAAGGAAAUAUUGGUGUGAGAUAUCCCAGCAGCAGUGGUCAGAGUUGCUGAUCCUGUAUGGCCAAUUAUACCUCAGACCUUCUGGGAAGAUUAAUAGAGUCUUGGUGGCUAGGAUAAUUCACACACUUAUGAGGGGGUACUGCUUCCAAACUGAUGGAUUGAGUUCUGAUAUGUUUAUCUUCUUUUCAAAAGCAAUGCAGUAUGCAAGGCAGGAAAAGAAUACUGCAGGCCUGGAUCAUAUUGUUGGAGCAAUGAAUAUCUUCUGCAAUAAGUUUGCUGUCAACUGUCGCAUACGGAUUUGUAAAGUAGGGGAAGAAAUUUUGCCUACAGUGCUUUAUAUAUGGACUCAGUAUAGACCAAAGGAUUCUCUGAAGGAGUCAGUAAUUGAGUUAUUUCGCCUCCAAGUUCGUAUUCAUCAUCCAAAGGGUGCAAAAACUCAGGGAAAAGGUGCAUAUGACUCGACAAAAUGGCAGAGUAUCUUGCAUAACCUGUAUGAUCUGCUGGUGAAUGAAAUAAAUCUCAUCAGUAGUAGAAGAAAGUAUUCUUCAAGCUCACGUAAUAUUGCUUUAAAGGAAAAUAUGAUUGAGUUAAUGGCUGAUAUUUGUCAUCAGGUUUUUACAGAGGAUACCAAAGUUCUGGAAAUUACCCAGUCAUAUGAUGUUUCACAAAGAGAGUCCAGUGAUGAAACAGUACUAAGCAAGCGCAGAAGGAUUGAACUAGGCUGGGAGGUAAUUCGAGACAACCUUCAAAGAUCCCAAAAGGAUUUUGAUGUCAUACCUUGGUUACAGAUUACAGCUCAAUUGAUAUCGAAGUAUCCCAUGAGUCUUCCUAACAGUGAGCUACCUCCCUUACUCAAUGUACUUCACCAGUUACUGCCUCAGCAGCGCCGAGGAGAAAGGACCCCAUAUGUGCUGAAGUGUCUUACGGAGGUAGCUUUGUGUCAAACCCAGAAAACUGAUUUGAAAAGCACCCACAAAUUGGAGCUCCAGAGAAUCUGGGCAAAGAUUUGGUCUCUUACCAUUCGUAGCAUAAGUUUCCAGCAAAUUGAAGUGGAGAGCUUUGGGCUACUUGGAGCUAUGAUUCAAGGAAACCUUGUUGUAACAGAUAAAGAACUCUGGAAGAUAUUUUCAGGACCUGCAUGCAAGCCUUCAAGUUCUGCUGUAUGUUGUUUAUCAUUAGUGAUGUCUGCCUAUUCAGUGCCAGAAAAUUUGGACAUAGGAAUGGAACAGAGUAAUUGUGAAAGAAAUAUGGAUUCUGUGUUAAAGGAGGCAAUAAUGAAGUGGGUACUGUCCUGCUAUUUGGAGGAAGAAAUGGAAGAAUGUGCAGAGUUGCCUCCUGUGCUCUGCAGUGAUUUUCCUCAUCUUAUAUUACAAAAAAUUCUUGUGAGCCUUACAAUGAAGAACAGUAGAGCUGCCAUGAUUUUUUUCCAAAAUGAUGUUAAAUGUGUGCAACACUUGCAAGGGAGAGAAGAUGACGAUUUUUCUGACGUUGAAGAGCUGUAUCUGCAGACAACAUUUGAUGAAAUGGAUAUUUUCACUAACUUUGCAGUAAAUGUUGCAGAGAAAAAUGUGACUGGUUCAAGACUUGCCAUCAAUCAAAAUCUUAGGGAAACACUGGAGCACUGUCUCUUAGCAAUGUCAGAAAAGCUUUUAAGCAGCUAUGCUCCUAAGUUUAAGGUUGUCGCUGCAGAACACUUUGUCCGAUGCAUCAGUCUCUUGAUUGGUGUUCUUGGUUGCUAUUGCUACACUGGUAUAUUUAAAGAAGAGGAUGCCUUUAAAUCAGAGUUGUUUCAGAAUGCUAGGUCUCUCAUUCAUUAUGCCGGAGAAAGCAUUUCUCAGUCUAAAAACAAGCUAAAUGAAGAUGCCCAGAUCAGUUCACUGAGGACUUUGAUAAUACAGUGUACAAAAUGUUUAUGCAAUUGUACCAAGAACAGUGCUAAUAAGAUGCUGUCUAAUAUAUUCCUGCGUUUGUUAACAUCAAAAUUUAUGAAUGAUCUUGUAGAUAUUUGUAAAAAUCUGAUGACAUUUACUGGAAAAGCAAGUGAACUGGGAGAAGUGGAUCUAAUGGGAAAUGAUCCUGAAGAGAGUGUAAUGGAAGUAGAUAACCAAGUAUCUGAUGAUCUAUUUGAUGAUCAUUCAGUGACUGACAUCAGUGACUCAAAUGAAUCUGGUGAGAUGCAAAAUGUAACAGGUGCUUUGAGCCCAUUAGCUGAAGAACAGUUGACAAAGCAGGAUUUACUUCUCCUUGAAAUUCUGAGGUUCUUAUGUAUUUGUGUAACUACAGUCCAAGUUCAGAUGGUGAGCUUCCGAGCCUCUGAUAUACGGAGACAGCUGUUAAUGCUUACUGAUGGCAGUGUCUUUGAUAGUGCUAAGCCAUUGCAUCUGCACAUGUCCUUGGUCCUUUUGAAGGAGCUCCCUAUUGAAGAACACUUCUUGCCUGAAGACGAUGUUCUUAUGCUUCUUAGGCCUCUUUCUGCUGUGUGUUCUAUGUACCGUCGAGAUCAAGAAGUUUGCAAAGUAAUUCUAAAUAACUUGCUUCCUAUAGCAGUAGGGUUGGCCCAGUCCAGCGCACAUACUGAAGAGACAGGGGAUGCCCAAGGACAAUUUUCGACAGUUGUUGGAGCCUUUUGGCAUUUAGCUCAAGGAGGGAAAUGCACAGCACCAGUAAGAGUGGCCCUUUUAAACUGCAUGAAAGCCCUGCUUGAGGCUGAUCCUCAUUGCAAGUGGGUGAUCCUUAAUGUGGUAAAUGAAGAUCUACCUGUGAGUGGUGCUUUCCCACAUUUUCUUGCAGAUAGUCACCAUCAAGUUCGCAUUCUUGCUGCAAAGUCAAUUACCAGUUUGUUUCAAGAUGUGAAACACAAAGAUUCUUCUGGAAUGUCAAAACCUCUUCCCUUGAAGCUCCAGCAAAAGGCUUUUGAGAAUGCAUAUCUCAGAGUUCAGGAAGGAAUGAGAAAUCUGGUCAGGGGUGAUGCUGGUCCUGAAGAUCUUUUGGACAAACAGUGUAAUGGAAAAGCGGUUUUGCUGAUGCUUAUAACCAUGGUUCUGUGCUGCAGUCCAGUCUGUGAAAAGCAAGCGUUGUUUGCUAUUUGCCAGUCUGUGAAAGAGAAUGGAUUAGAACCUCACCUUGUCAAAAAGGUUUUGAAAAAAGUAUCUGCCAUAUUUGGCUAUAAAAGUAUAGAAGACUUCAUGACAUCACAUUUAGACUAUUUGGUGAUGGAGUGGCUGAAAAUAAAUGACAGUGGAUAUAGCCUGUCUGCUUUUCCUUAUGUUCUUCUGAACUAUACUAGCCUUGAGGAAUUCUACAGGUCUUGUUAUAAAGUUCUGGUUCCACACCUGGUGAUUAGAAGUCAAUUUGAAGAUGUGAAGUUACUUGCUGACAAGAUUGAAAAAGACUGGAGACAGGUUCUAGCAGACUGUUUUCCAAAGAUACUUGUGAAUAUCCUUCCGUAUUUUGCCUAUCAAAGCCAUGGAAAGAAUGAAGUAGCAGAGCAAAGAGAUAAGGCUUCUGAAGUCUUCGACAUGCUUAAGGAUGAAAAGUGCUUAGGAAAACAGCAAAUUGACAAUUUAUCUCAUAAUAACUUAUCAGAGAUUGUGGUUGAACUGUUGAUGACCUUACAUGAACCACCUGAUACCACAGUAGAAGAAGGACCUCAUCUAAGUAAAUAUAUAAGGGAACUAGAUCCUGCUCCUAAUCCUCCUCAUUUUCCAUCUUACGUGAUUAAGGCAGCCUUGGACUAUAUUAGCAACUGUCACAAAAGCAAAUUAAGAAGUCUUGUAGCAGUUCUUUCUAAAAGCCCUGAUUCAUUUCAGAAAAUCCUUCUAGCCCUUUGUAAUCAUGCAUCAGAUACAAACAACAUUUACAAGAAACACAGAGUUCUUAUAAUUUAUCACUUGUUUGUUAGUCUGUUACUUAAAGAGAUAAAAGAUGGUUUAGGAGGAGCAUGGGCUUUUGUCCUCCGAGAUGUAAUUUACACCCUGAUUCACCACAUCAACAGCAGACCUGUUAUUAUCAGAGAAAUAUCCAUGCGCAGCUUUUCACUCUGUUGUGAUCUUCUUCAUCAUGUUUGCCACACAGCGGUUACGUGUUGUAAUGAUGCUCUAGAGAGCCACCUUCCUGUUAUUGUAGGAACCCUAAUACCUCUUGCCAUGGACCAGCCUGAGAUUCAGGAACAGGUCCUAGGCUUGUUGAAGUAUCUGGUGAUAGAUAAUAAGGAUAAUGAAAAUCUGUACCAAGCAAUCAAAUGCUUAGAUCCUUUUCCUGAACAUCCUGCUUUUAAAGAUUUGCGAGCAACUCAACAGAAAAUAAAAUACAGUAAAGGACCAUAUUCUGUUUUGGAGGAAAUUAAUCACUUUCUCUCAGUUGGUGUUUGUGGUUCACUGCCCUUAACACGACUUGAAGGACUGUAUUAUUUACGCAAACAAUUGGAACAAUAUAAAGAUCAGAUGAAGGAUCUCCUGAAAAAUUUCCAGGAAAAGCCAGAAGAUUCUGUAGUAGUGAAACUGGUGGUGAGCUUACUGCAGCUGUCCAAGAUGGCAGUUAACCAUACAGGUGAAAAAGCAGUGCUGGAGGCUGUUGGAAGUUGCUUGGGAGAAAUUGGUCCCAUGGAUUUCUCCACCAUAGCUCUUCAGCGUGCUGAAAAUGCACUGGAUUCUAAAGCAGUGGACUUACUUGAAGAUAGAAAACUUCAGUGCGUCUUCAUAAUGUUAACUCAAAUAAAUAUUGCUUUAACAGAUAAUUGUAUUGACGUUAGAGCUGCUGCUGUUUCCUGUUUGAAAAACAUAUUAGCCACCAAGUCUGGCAAUGAAUUUUGGGAAGUUUAUAAAAAUAAAGCUGAUCCCAUGUUAAUCUAUCUACAGCCUUUCAGAAUGUCUAGGAAAACGUUUUUUGUAGUACCUGCUAAUGAUAUGGAGGCUCCUUUAGAAUCGUUGGAUGACACAAACCUGUGGAUUCCUCUGGGAGAAAGUCAUGAGACCUGGAUCAAGCGCCUAACUAGUUCAAUACUGGACAGUGGAGGUGUGCAAAAUGAAGUUCUCCAGUUAAUGAAGCCACUAUGUGAGGUGAAAACGGACUUGUGUCAAACUUUGCUUCCAUACCUGAUUCAUGAUAUCCUUCUCCAUGACUCAGAUGAAUCUUGGAGAAGUCUUUUGUCAGUUCAUAUCCAGAAGUUUUUUACAGCCUGUUGCAGAUUUGCCUCAUCUAGUAGAUCUACUACACCUCCAAAUUCUGAUUCAGAGCAAGAAACCCAUAAUUCUAGAAGUUUGGAUAAAGUAUCUCGACGAGCCAUGCUUGCUGUUGUAGAUUACUUAAGAAGACAAAAGAGAUCUGUUUCAGGUGCCGUUUUUGAUGACAGCUUCUGGCUAGAUCUGAAUUAUCUUGAGGUUGCUAUAGCAGCACAGUCUUGUGCUGCUCACUUCACAGCCUUGCUCUACACAGAAAUCUAUGCAGACAAGAUAAAUGUAGACAAACAGCAAGAAAGGUUUUCUUUUAAAGCAGCUAGGAGUUUGACAUUUGAAGAAGAAAGUCAAACAAGAACCGUUACUAUUUUGAAUGAAAAAAGUAAAGGAGAAACUGGCAUAAGUUUACAGGACCUUCUCAUGGACAUAUAUAGAAGCAUUGGAGAACCUGACAGUCUCUAUGGCUGUGGUGGAGGAAGAAUGUUACAGCCACUAGCACGGAUAAGAACGUAUGAGCAUGAAGCAGUAUGGGAGAAAGCCCUUGUAACAUAUGACAUUGAGGCAAGCCUUUCUCCAUCUACUCGCCAGGCAGGAAUAAUAGAGGCUUUGCAGAAUUUUGGGCUUUGCCACACUCUUUCCAUGUAUUUAAAAGGACUGGAACAUGAAAACACUGAGUGGUGUGCGGAACUACAGGAAAUACGCUACCAGGCAGCAUGGAGGAAUAUGCAGUGGGGCCACAUCUCUUCUGUCAAAGAUGAGACAGGAAGACCAGGGUACCAUGAAUCAUUGUAUGAUGCUCUUCAGUCUUUACGAGAUAAGGAAUUCUCUGCUUUCUAUGACAGUCUUAAAAAUGCCAGAGUGAAUGAAGUAGAAGAGCUCUGCAAAGGCAGUCUUGAGUCUGUUUAUUCAUUAUAUCCAACUCUUUGCAGACUACAGCUAAUUGGAGAGUUGGAAAAUAUAGGUCUGCUGUUCUCCAGAUCUGUUACGACUCAACAACUGAAUGAUAUUUAUUUGAAAUGGCAGAGACAGUCCCAGCUUCUUAAGGACAGUGACUUCUGUUUCCAGGAACCUAUCAUGGCUCUGCGCACUGUAAUUUUGGAGAUCUUGCUUGAAAAGGAGAAUGAAAAUACAAAAAGAGAAUGUAUUAAAGACAUCCUGACCAAACAUCUGGUGGAACUCUCUAGAUUGGCAAGAACGGCUAAAAAUACACAGCUUCCAGAAAGAGCUAUGUUUCAGAUCAAACAAUACAAUCCAACAGGAUAUGAAGUUUCUGAAUGGCAACUAGAAGAAGCCCAGGUUUUCUGGGCUAAAAAGGAAGAGAGUCUUGCACUGAAUAUUCUUAAAAGGAUGAUAAAAAAAUUAGAUGCAGAUUGGUUUCAGGUUGAGAAUGAUCCUCGUAUGAAAUUGAUGUACACAGAGUGUCUGAGGCUAUGUGGAAGCUGGUUAGCAGAAACAUGCUUGGAAAACCCUACAGUCAUCAUGCAGAAAUACUUGGAAAAGGCUGUGGAAAUUGCUGCAAGCCACAGUGGAGACAGCAGUGAUGAGCUGAAGAAAGGAAAGAUGAAGGCCUUCCUGUCUUUGGCUCGUUUCUCAGAUAAUCAGUACCAGCGAAUUGAGAAUUACAUGAAAUCUUCAGAGUUUGAAAAUAAGCAGGCAUUACUGAAGAAGGCCAAAGAGGAGGUUGGCCUCUUCAGGCAGCGUAGAUUUCAGGCAAAUAGGUAUACAGUGAAGGUUCAGCGAGAACUUGAACUGGAUGAAUGUGCCAUACGUGCUCUAACUGAGGAUCGUAAGCGUUUCUUGUGUAAAGCAGUGGAGAACUAUAUCAGCUGUUUACUAAGUGGAGAAGAAUAUGAUAUGUGGAUCUUCCGACUCUGUUCUCUAUGGCUUGAAAAUUCUGGAGUUGAUAGAGUCAAUGAAAUGAUGAAGAAAAAUGCAGAGAAGAUUCCUUCAUAUAAGUUUUUGCCUCUGAUGUACCAGCUGGCUGCUCGGAUGGGAACCAAGAGGAUGGGUGGUUUAGGAUUUCAUGAAGUUCUGAAUAAUCUAAUGUCUAGAAUUUCAAUGGAUCAUCCACAUCAUACUUUGUUUAUAAUAUUAGCUUUGGCAAAUGCUAACAAAGAUGAACUCCUCACAAAACCAGAUGCAAUAAGAAGAAAUAAGUUAAUUAAAAAUGCACCGAAAGAAAUCUCCCAGCUUGAUGUGGACAGAAUGGAGGCUGCUAGCAAUAUAAUCAGUAUCAUAAGAAAAAGGAAAGCUCAUAUGGUUAGAGGCGUUGAAGCACUUUGUGAUGCUUACAUCACAUUAGCAAAUGUAGAUGCUACUCCAUGGAAAUCUCAAAGAAAAGGAAUAAGUAUUCCAGCUGACCAGCCAAUUAUUAAACUGAAGAACUUGGAUGAUGUUGUUGUUCCUACCAUGGAAAUUAAGGUGGAUCCCACAGGACGCUAUGAAAAUUUGGUGACAAUAAGGUCUUUUAAGCCAGAAUUUCGGUUAGCAGGAGGCCUGAAUCUGCCUAAAAUAAUAGAUUGUGUAGGGUCAGAUGGUAAAGAAAGGAGGCAGCUGGUAAAGGGGCGUGAUGACCUGAGACAAGAUGCUGUUAUGCAGCAGGUUUUCCAGAUGUGCAAUACAUUGCUCCAGCAAAACACUGAAACACGAAAGAGAAAAUUAACAAUCCGAAGAUACAAGGUGGUUCCCCUUUCUCAGAGAAGUGGUGUUCUUGAGUGGUGCUCGGGAACAACUCCCAUUGGGGAGUUUCUUGUGAAUGUCAACGAGGGAGCUCACAAGAGAUACAGGCCAAAAGAUUAUUCCAGUUAUCAGUGUCAGGAAAUAAUGAUGGGUGCACAAAAGGAACAUUCUGAAGAGAAAUACAACCUCUUUGUGAAAGUCUGCGAGAACUUUCAGCCUGUGUUUCGUUAUUUCUGCAUGGAAAAAUUCCUGGAUCCAGCUGUGUGGUUUGAAAAACGGUUGGCGUACACUCGCAGUGUGGCCACAUCUUCUAUAGUUGGCUACAUUCUUGGACUUGGAGACAGACAUGUUCAGAAUAUCUUGAUAGAUGAACAAACGGCAGAACUAGUGCAUAUAGAUCUGGGGGUUGCUUUUGAGCAAGGUAAAAUCCUUCCCACACCAGAGACUGUUCCAUUUAGAUUAACCAGGGACAUUGUGGAUGGAAUGGGUAUUACUGGCGUGGAAGGAGUCUUCAGAAGAUGCUGUGAGAAAACAAUGACUGUUAUGAGAAAUUCUCAAGAAGCUUUGCUGACUAUUGUAGAGGUGCUGCUAUAUGAUCCUCUUUUCGACUGGACCAUGAACCCCUUGAAAGCUUUGUAUUUGCAGCAGAGACCGGAGGAUGAGGCUGACAUGAGCUCUACACCCAAUACUGAUCCACAGGAAUGUAAAAGGAAAGCCAGCAAUGAUGACCAGAGUUUUAACAAAGUGGCUGAGCGUGUUCUGAUGAGACUUCAGGAGAAGCUGAAAGGUGUUGAGGAGGGAACAGUGCUUAGUGUGGGAGGCCAGGUGAACCUUCUCAUACAGCAGGCCAUGGACCCUAAAAAUCUAAGCCAGCUCUUUCCUGGAUGGAAACCCUGGGUGUGACUUGGAAGGAUCCAACACGUUUUUAGAAGAAACCUAUUUUUAUGCACCAAGUGUCUUAACAUUUCACAUUGGUAUUUUACAAUUAAAACUUGUAUCAGGAGUAACCAUGAAGGCUUAUACGUAUUAGGAUUCAGUGGAUGUUUGGGGUUUUGGUUUUUUUUCAAUAACCUAUUAGUGUGAAAAUUUUUUUUUUUUGGUCCACUUAUGUUCACCAUACAGUAUAAAACACCAGCCAGUGCUUUGAUGUUCCUUGUGACCUGCAAACUUUUCUUGGGCAUACUGGAUGCUUUAUAUUCUUAAAGCCUGAGAUUCAUCACUUUUGUGUAGUGACUGUGUAGAAUGGAUGGUCUGAAACAAAAGAGUCAUGAAAUAACUAGCUAAAGUGCAUUUCAAAAGGGGGGUUAUACUUUAAAGAUAAUGCUACAGUGAAUAUAAAAGAAAACCAGAGAACCUCAUGUUUAACGAACUGAGGAUUCUUGGGUUGUUUUUUAGCUUAGUUAAAUGGACAGUUCUUUAUAUAGAUACAGACUUUGAGCCAAGUAUAAUACGGCUGCUUUUUUUCCUGUUGUAAAUGAAAUUAUGUUGGUACUUUAUAACAUUACUUUAAUAGUACAAAACAAUUUAAAAUAUUUAGCUUUUGUAGCUCAGACUUCCUUGAUGAAAUAGACUGACUAUAUAAUGGAGUUUAGCAUACCAGAUAUGCCUCUAAAGCAAACAGUCAUUCUUUAUCUGGAAUAAACACCUAUCAUAAACAUUGUACUUGUAUUUUGAGCACAAAAAUUUCAUUCUGAUUGCACACAGUUUUGCAGAAGACAUUGUUCCUUCUGAAAUAAAAAGACCUACUGUAAUUGAAUAGUCAAUGAAUAUGGAUAAUAAGAGAAUCCACUCAAAUAACAGUCUCACUGGUAUAUUUAAUAAAUCUUCCCAAAUCAUAUUCAUAUUUAAAAUAUGAAUAAAAUUUGGCAUACUCUCACAUUAUCUUAGUUUACACUUUAUGCAUUUUUAUAGCAGUAUAAGUGAAGAAUUUCUGUUCUAACUAACAUUUCAUUGAUUUUUAUUUGUACAGUGUUCGCACAAUUUUUAUGCUGUAUCUUUGGUUUUUAAGUUAAUGUCAACAUGGCAAGAUGGUUCUUUUGUGUUGCAUUUUCACGAAGCUGACAUAAAUGUCUAUUGAUCCUUGGAACCAAAAGCGCAUCCUGGCUUUUCUGUGGGGAAGAACUCUCAUCCAGGGAUAAAGGGAUUUGUUCUCUGAAAAUGACACUUACCUGACAGAGCACACACUCUGUAUGUGAAUUUUAAAUGACACUUUAGGAAAGGGAGAAUAGUGCUACCAAGCAAUUACAGAAUGGCAGGUAGGAAAGAACUAAACAAAAAGCACUUAAGUUUUUACUUUUAAACAUAAAUUUAAAAAUCGAGUAGCAUUUCUGGAAUUUUUUCUCAUGCUUCCUAUGGAGGAAAUUCUUUAGGCAUUUUGGGGGUUAUUUAAUACUAGAACUCUAGCUAAUCAUAUAAAUGAAUAUUGCAUAAAAGCCCUUGGCAGAUCCUGUCCUUCCUUCAUGAGCUACUGAUGUUCCACUUGGAUACUUUCAUCUUGCUCGGCUGCAAUUUAGGGUUUUUUACUUACAGCCAACAGUGAAAUCAUUAAUAUUGAUACAGUUUUCUCAGGAAAGUCUAGCUUCAGAGGAAAGAAUUUAAUUAUUCCUCUGCAAUGCUGUUAACUUGGUGUUUAGUGCCUAUAUUUUGAAUGUCCAUACACUUUAAUUGUUCAAGCUGAAUGAAAUGCAAAUAAAAAAUGCAUUAAAUAUUGUAAAUGUAAUUGAAACCUGCUUACAUUAUUUGUAAGUUCCUGUACCAGUGAAACACCAGUUAGCUGACAAACAUGAAAACAGUUUGAGUUACUAACAAACCUUAGAGU